AACAAAUCUUUAUUUCGCCGACAUAACCUCUCAAGAAUAUGAAAUUAAAGUUUAUUAACAUAAUAUUGAUGAAGCCCUAAUUAAAAAUACGUCAUCAAUAAUGAUAUUUCAAAUUGUAAUCAUAGUGAGCACUAUCAAGUGCUUAUUUAUUCCUCUUUACCACUCAACGGAUUUCGAGGUUCACAGAAACUGGUUAGCAAUAACACACAACCUAUCCAUCAGUGAAUGGUAUUAUGACGCUACAUCAGAAUGGACUCUGGAUUAUCCUCCAUUCUUUGCUUGGCUGGAAUAUUCCUUAUCAUUUGUUGCAAAGUUGUUUGAUCCCCGGAUGUUGCAGUUGGAUAAUUUAAACUAUGCAUCGGAUAUGACUGUGAUAUUCCAAAGAUUAACUGUAAUUGUUUUAGAUUUGGUUUAUAUUGCUAGUGCUAAGAGUUGUGCAAAUCUUAUUAGUGAUGGUAAGCUGCUUGUGUUCAUUCUGCUUGUGUCGAACCCCGGGCUGCUGAUGGUAGAUCACAUACAUUUCCAAUACAAUGGAUUUCUAUAUGGUUUUCUCCUCUAUUCCAUGUCAAAUAUGAUAAGAGGUAAUUAUGUGUGUGCAGCGCUAUGGUUUGCGGUGCUGCUGAACUUAAAACACAUUUACUUAUAUGUGGCGCCCGUGUAUGUCGUGCACUUGCUCAGAGCAUAUUGCUUCACCAUAUCGACAAAUGAUGGUGUGCACACCCCAUGGUACUCGUUUUCCUUCGUGAAUUUGAUGAAAUUGGCAAUUACCGUCACUACAGUGUUUGCUCUAUCGUUUGGACCGUUUUUGAACCAUAUACCACAGAUUAUUUCAAGAUUGUUUCCAUUUAAAAGAGGCCUGUGCCAUGCAUACUGGGCUCCAAAUUUCUGGGCACUCUACAAUUUUUCAGACAAGGUGCUCCAGCAUGCUUUACCGCGGGCAGGCAUAGAUGUGCCGAAGGUGGAGGCUUCAAUGACGGGUGGGCUGGUGCAAGAGUUUGACCACGUGGUGCUUCCAUCCAUAAAGCCCAUCCACACCAUGGCACUUACCGCCAUUUUCAUGAUCCCAGCUCUGGUGAAACUUUGGCAUCUUGGAGCCGAUAGAAAGUACAGGACUGUUAGUUUUGUGAGAUGUCUGGUAUUAUGUGCUACUACGUCGUUCAUGUUCAGUUGGCAUGUUCACGAGAAGGCUAUCCUUUUAAUUUUGAUACCAUUAAGUUUCUUGUCGGUACUCGGAGAUGUUGACGGAAGACUGUUUCUUCUUCUGUCCCCCAUCGGACACUACUCUUUAUUCCCUUUACUAUAUCCAAAAAGUCUUCUAUCCAUUAAAAUAUUCAUAUUGUUAACUCAUAGCGCAAUAGCCUUUGGGAAUAUACCAAGAUUAUAUGAGCAUCCAGUAAAGCCUAAGAAGAAAACUCGACGUGGUUUCCUACGGCUUCCUAUGCUGGGCCUUGUGGAAUCGUUGUACGUGUAUGGUUUAAUAAUACUGUGUGCUUACGAGAAUUUAAUUCAUUCUAUGUGGGGUUUGGACAAAACUCUACCAUUUUUGCCUCUGAUGAUGACUUCGGUUUAUUGCGCUCUAGGAGUUGCGUAUUUCUGGAUUUCAUAUUAUUAUUAUUUCCUUUAUUUUAACGUGAGCAGGGUACCAAUGUUGGGCACAGGGAACCUAACGCAGUAUGGUAAGAAAGUAAAUUAGAUUGUGUUAAAGAAUAGGAAAAUCCUAUAGGAUUACCUAGUAGGUAAUGUAAUUGUUAAUUGAAAUACAGUUAAGAGCAAUGAAAACGGGUCAGUUGAUAAUGGAAAUUUGCAUACAGAGUAGCCAGUUUAUAUCAUAAGUGUAAUUAUGGGAGUCUGUAUAAAUAUGGAGAUGAUUUUAAAGUUUUAGCAUCUACAAGUCUUAAUAAUAUUAAUAACUAGGUACAUAUUCUUCGUUAAAGUAGGUACAUGAUGAAAGUACUGUCAUGAAACUGAUUAAAUGUAAGUAACUAGUCCAAUUUAAAAUACAUUGUAGAAAACUAUUACCAAGUGAAUCUUAAUAAGUGUUUAGGAAAUCAGGUUUUUAACCAUAUACCUAUCAAUGUUUUCUCAAAGGCGAAAGUCAUAGGACUUUGUAACUAACGCCUUGUCCUAAUUAUAUUUUAUUUUAUUUAUUCAAACAAAAUUUAUACAUGGAUUUAUGCCUACGUGUAUAUAUACUGUACAGUUGUAGUGCAUAAUUAUUUUCCAUCGUAUUUUCACGGAAACGUCCGAACGUGUCUUGCUAUUUCAGUCAGUCUCGGCUCGGUACAAAAAGUACUAUGACUGAAGUAGCAUGACAAAUACGAACGUUACCGAGGAAAUAAGAUGGAAAACAAUUAUGCACUAACCUACACAUGCUAGGUCUUUUUUUUGGCUUAGAACACUAGAACAAUUGUAAUAACAA
Messenger RNA from Cydia fagiglandana, 2419 nucleotides. It is a transcript of the gene xit, whose product is annotated as probable dolichyl pyrophosphate Glc1Man9GlcNAc2 alpha-1,3-glucosyltransferase. NCBI's taxonomy places the organism in Eukaryota, Metazoa, Arthropoda, Insecta, Lepidoptera, Tortricidae. Gene Ontology annotation, molecular function: dolichyl pyrophosphate Glc1Man9GlcNAc2 alpha-1,3-glucosyltransferase activity. The transcript is spliced from 8 exons. Bases 101 to 1693 code for a protein of 530 amino acids. Gene Ontology annotation, biological process: protein N-linked glycosylation. Gene Ontology annotation, cellular component: endoplasmic reticulum membrane. The record is from RefSeq and is a predicted model, not a curated record.